Messenger RNA from Fomitopsis serialis, 897 nucleotides. RefSeq lists its product as uncharacterized. The transcript is spliced from 5 exons. Bases 1 to 897 code for a protein of 298 amino acids. NCBI's taxonomy places the organism in Eukaryota, Fungi, Basidiomycota, Agaricomycetes, Polyporales, Fomitopsidaceae. The record is from RefSeq and is a predicted model, not a curated record.
AUGAUCAAGCCAACGAACCAGAAGGUGUGGUUUAUCACCGGGACUUCAACGGGCUUUGGACGACACCUCGUCUUGUCUGCGCUUUCCAGGGGUGACCGUGUCAUUGCCACGGUUCGAAAGCUUGACGACUUCACCGUCAAGAAUGUAGACCAGUCUCGACUACAUGUCAUUACCCUCGACGUCACGGACAAUGAAGACAACAUCCGGGAUAAGGUCGACGCUGCAGUGGGCAUCUGGGGACGCAUCGACGUCCUCGUGAACAACGCGGGCUACGGUGUGAAGGCAGUAGUCGAGGAGGGCGGAUCUAAAGUUGCAAUGGAGCAGUUCCAAACGAACUUCUUCGGUUUAAUCAAUGUCACCAACGCCGUGUUGCCCUACAUGAGGCAGCGCAGGUCUGGAACGCUAGUCGUUAUGGGUAGCCGGCUGGUCUGGCAGGGACACGGGCCCACCGAGGCUUACUACAUGGCUUCAAAAGCUGCGGUGCAUGCUGUGACCGACUGUUAUAGAGCGGAGCUCGCAGAGUUUGGGAUCCGGGUGCUCCUCGUUGCCCCGGGCGGCUUCCGCACCAACAUCAACAAGGAGAUCACAUAUGCGGUGGACCGCCGCAUCCCCUCAUAUGAGCCCCUCAAGGAGAACGUCAUGAAGAAGCUGGGCGGCUACUUCGCGAACGCCAAGGGGGACCCUGCAAAGGGUAUGGACCUCGUCGUGGACGUUGUCCGAGGCGAAGGGAAGGCUGUUGGGAGAGAGUUCCCUUCUACCCUUCUUUUGGGAAGUGCGGCAUAUAUACAUGCACAGCUGCACUGCGAGCGGCUCGCAAAGUCGAUGGCUACGUGGGGGGACGUCUCCCGGGAUCUAGACUUCGACGAUGACGAGGGCUAUUCUGCCGAGAGCCCGUGA